UUUUUCUUUCACUGAUUCUUUCAACUUUUCAUGCAUAUAAGUAUCCAUGUCAUUUGAUACAGAAGACGACUUAUGGCAAAAUACAACACAAAACGGUCUAGAUUGGUCAUCCAACAAUAAUAACCAUACAGACUUGAUGGUACCUAGUAAUACAAUGACUUCUUCCUUACUAACAAAUCAUCAUCAUUCACAACAACAACAACAACAACAUCCCAUGUCAUCAUCCACAUCACCACCAACGCCUACCAGUACAAACAUCAACACUAGUAUGACAACUAACAAUAUAGCAUCAUCCUUUUCAUCAUCAUCAUCAACAACAACAAACAAUGAAACAAAGAUCACUCAUCCAGAAUGGGGAGUGAUGAAAGAUCAAGAAUUCCAUCCCUUGGCUCAUAAACAUCAACGAGAUCUUGAAAAUAUUUAUCAAUCUAAUUCUGCCUUGUCUGAUUUUUACUUUUGGCAAGCCAGUCUUGGUGGUUAUUGUAUGGCUGAUAUGGUACAAAACAUUGUUGUGUCUUCUGAUCAAGCUUUUGUCUUGGUACGACAAAUCGUUGAUGGGCCUCCUCCACCGGGUAGAAAGAAAAAGGGGAAAAAUAACAAGAUAUGAUCAUCAUCAUCAUCCGCAAAAAAAAAAAAAAAAAACAAAAAAAAAAAAAAAAAAAAAAAA
Molecule: messenger RNA, 667 nt
Organism: Halteromyces radiatus
Lineage: Eukaryota; Fungi; Mucoromycota; Mucoromycetes; Mucorales; Cunninghamellaceae
Exons: 3
Coding region: 47-607 (186 amino acids)
Source: RefSeq, a predicted model, not a curated record